Schistocerca nitens (vagrant locust) is the source of this 3028-nucleotide messenger RNA. RefSeq names its product ankyrin repeat domain-containing protein 13D. Gene Ontology annotation, cellular component: cytoplasm. Lineage: Eukaryota; Metazoa; Arthropoda; Insecta; Orthoptera; Acrididae. The record is from RefSeq and is a predicted model, not a curated record. Gene Ontology annotation, molecular function: protein binding. Bases 127 to 1836 code for a protein of 569 amino acids. The transcript is spliced from 14 exons.
UUGGUUGUGUCAGAAUUUGAGCAUGGUGGUUGUGUUGUGUAUGAUGGGGGCGUGAUCAAAUAUUUAAUUUAGAACAUUAUCUAGUAUUUUUUUUCCAAAUUGAGUUUUGUAAUUGUGUACAGUAAAAUGCCGUCUAUCGAUGAUAUAAAAAAUGAAUAUCCUAUACAUUGGCUUGUGUGGAAUAAUGACUACAAGGAAUUGGACAGAGUACUGUCAAAAGAUGGGUGCGAUAAAGAGAAGAGAGACACGAGAGGACGAACACCACUGAUGUUAGCUGUUACACUUGGCCACCUAGAAUCUGCACGCGUCCUACUGCAGCACACCACCAAUGUCAACACAGAAAAUUGUGAUGGAUGGACUGUUGUCCAAGAAGCAGUGGCCACUGGUGACCCAGAGAUGCUACAGUUAGUCCUAGAAAGGAGAGACUUCCAACGAUACUCAAGUCGAGUUGGUGGUAUACCUGAACUGCUACAGAAACUGAAAGAGGCACCUGACUUCUACGUUGAAAUGAAGUGGGAAUUCACUAGCUGGGUACCACUGGUAUCUCGGAUGUGUCCAAGUGAUACCUAUAAAGUGUAUAAACAAGGCUCAAAUGUACGGAUUGAUACUACUCUUCUUGGAUUUGACCAGACUAACUGGCAGAGAGGAAAUAGGAGCUAUAUAUUUAAAGGACAAAACAUAGCAACUCCCACAGUGAUCCGCUGUGAUAGAAGCUAUAUUUUCAAACUGCAGACAGCUGAAACAGGUGAUUCUGCUGUUAUGAUGGAAGUGGAUCAUGAGACAAAACAAGUCUAUGUUGAACAGAUGCGUAUGAUAUCUCCAGAAGAACUUCAGUACCUACAACCUUCAGAAGAAGCAAUUUCGUCACGUCUUACAACACCUAUUGUUACAACUUAUAUAGAUACGGAUAAAAUUAGUUUUGAAAGGAAUAAGUCAGGUAUUUGGGGAUGGCGAUCUGACAAAAGUGAACCAAUCAAUGGGCACGAAUGCAAGGUCUUUGGAGCUAGCAAUGUAGAACUCGUUACCAAAACUCGGACAGAACACCUUACAGAAACAGAUAAAGCAAAAGCGAGAUCGCCAAAGACACCAUUGCAGUCAUUCCUUGGAAUAGCAGAAGUGGAAGAAAAACAAGUGGUACCAGAAGCAAAUAAUGAGGAAUACUGUCAUGUGGGAAACCCAUGUAACAUAAGCCCUGAGGAGUACUUCGACAGUGAAGAUCUUCAUGGAAGGGAUAUAGGACGUCCUAAAGAAAUAAACACAAAAAUACAAAAGUUCAAAGCUACAUUGUGGCUUUGUGAAGACUAUCCUCUCAGCUUGCAAGAACAGAUCAUGCCAAUAGUUGACCUGAUGGCAAUUUCCAGUUCACAUUUUGCCAAGCUGAAGGAUUUCAUACAGAUGCAGCUUCCUGCUGGAUUUCCAGUUAAAAUAGAAAUUCCGUUGUUCCAUGUUCUGAAUGCAAGAAUUACUUUUGGGAACAUAUUCGGAAUGGAUGAAGAAGUUGGGGGAGUAUCGAUCGUACGCGAAGAGGAUAGAAUAAGCUGUGUUGUGGAGGACAAUUGUUUUGUACCACCACCAUCAUAUACAAAAAUGGGUGCUGAGGUACGCAGACAGUUCAGUAUGGAAGAAGAAGAUGAACUGCUGCAGUUUGCAAUUCAGCAGUCUCUUAUUGAAGCAGGCAGUGAAAAGGAUGAGGUGGAUAUCUGGGAGGCCUUAAGAGCACAGCGUCCAUCCCGGCCUACCACUCCAAAUGUACAAGCUGAGGAGGAGCGCCAGUUACAGAGUGCCUACGAGGGUGUCCAGAAUGGAUUACUGAAUCCUUAUAAUCUCCCACACUGAUCCUGCUUGGAAAUUGUGAUAAGAGACCUAUUUGUAUUACCUUUACUGUAAAUGAAAGAUUGUUGUGAUCUCAGAAAGUCUUUCCAUGCUCACCUAAAGAAUAAUAGUGUUGCAGAAUAAAAUCUGUAAAAGCAUAUGUAAGGAUGUCCCAGAAUCAGUAGCAUUAAUAGACUCUUAGUAUCUAUCACUGCAAAAAUAUUUCUAAGCUUAACAGAAAACCUGAUGAGCUGGCCAUAACUUAGCUUUAGGAGGGACAAUUCCCAGUACUACCAAUAUAAACACUCAAAUAACAAAAAGCAGAAAAUUAAAAAAAAAAUGGAAGAACUAAUCCUAUCUUUUAAAACUGUGUGUUGUGUAUUCAGAGAGGAAAGAUGAGUUGUUUGAGGAAGGUUGUAAAAAAGGGGGUGGAGGUUAAUUCACUCUGAUGUUAAUAAGUUGAGAGGAAACCCCUCUGUGUUUACUAAUGUGCUUAACUACUGCUCUCCGGCCUAAAUUCCUUCAUCUUUGUGUUCUUCGCUCCUUACAACACCUGGGUCUGUUUCGAACAACGGUGUGCAAACACCCCCCCCCCCCCCAAAUCCUUUUCCAACCCUCCACAACGAAUACCUCUUUCCUUCUGAAGAAGGCACUUGUAGUUGCAAAAGGUAGGAGUGCUACUUUCUGUUUUAAGUGUUUGUUGGCAAUACUGGGAGUUGGACCACCUUCUGAAGAUAAGUAUGGCCAAUUUUUCCUUUGUCUAUAAACUGAAAUUUCUAUUUUAUACAGAGUAUUUCCGUAUGCAUUUGUACCACACCUUAACAGUUAAUAGCAGCUAUCCUGCCAGAGACUGCAUCAUGUGUUGAAAAGCGACAAAUCUUUCUUUCUAUUCCUCUUGUAUUUUAUUUCCUGUCGAAAAUUUUACAUGCCCCACCCCCAACUUGAAACUACAAAUUUCACUGAAGGAAGUUAAUGCAUAAGUUCCAAUUUCACAUAAGAUUUUUUUUUCCUUUUUGUCCACGUUUGAAAUUGCAUAUUCAAUACCAUAAAGAGUGAAAUGUACAGUAGCUCCUUCUACAGAUUUAGGGUUUGAAAAUAGUACAUUGAUUUUUCUUAUUGCAGGUUGUUGUUCCUGUUAAUGUAACUGAGAUACACCUAAUCACAAUACAAUUUACAUCUGCCUUGCUAGGAACUAGUAGUAGUUUUGUUGCUUCUG